GAGAGAGAGAGAGAGAGAGACAUGAAAAUAACACAUACAUUGACAUGUAUGGUGGUAAAAUGAGCAAAAUGGCAUAACGUGGCAUCUCUCAUCCUUCUUUUGCUUUUUCAGAAACCCACGGGCUAUAUUUGACUGACCAUCAUUUAUUGUAUUUGAAUCAAUUCAUGUAUUUAUUAUUAUUCAAUGUAUUCGUCUGAUUCUGAUUGGUAGCGGUCGUAUCUAGUUAUCACAGCCACAAAGUCAUAAUUAUGGUUUAACCCCGCCUAUGUCUACAAUUUACAUUUUCGAAAUUGGAUUUUUAAACCUAACCACCCUGCUGACCUUAUACAUAACCCUACCCUUAAAUUAAGACCCAUUUUUACUUUGUGGCUGUGGUAACUAGUGACCACGGUAGCCAGUGUCGUGACGUAUUCAACGUGCGACCGCGUGCAUGAAUUCGACACAAUCAGUCGUGAUAUAUUCCGUUACAGGCGUCUGGUAGGCCAGGCAAAGAGAGAGUACACGAAAGCUAGGUGGUGCAGGUAUCGGCUCAUUUGGGUAAAUACAUGUUGCUACAUAUUUGUGAAUUCAUUUGAGUCAGGCAAGACAAUACUAAACAUGCUGACGUCUAAUAGUGUGUGCUACAUUUUGGUUAGAGAAUUCUUUUGCUACACGCUAUGGUCCCAAAACCUUUUUGUGUGUUGUUGGAGGCUCUGACAUGACACGUGAGGGCUCGCUUCAAACGUGGUUAAAAUUAGCUAGCUAGCUAGCAUACCGGUAGUUAGGAUUCAUGGUAGCCAAUCAAAACAUUGUUGUGCAGUGUGUAACGUGAAGUAUAGUCAAAUAAGGCUAUGUCCUCACUCUGAAAUGACAAUGCCAGAGAGUAGGUAACACUGUUAGCUAACAUAAUUGUGUUUAGAAAUAGUUUUUGGUUCAUUUAGCUAUUUUGAAAACAAAACAACAUCUAAGGGCAUGUUUCGCUCAGCGUGUAGCCCGUCGGCUGAGGAGGCAAAGCAGGGCAAAAGGGAAGGCAAGGGUCAUGUCUCUGGUUUUCCUUCAUCUGACCCACCUGAAGGCACUGAAAUGGGGAGCCAUCCCCUGGAGACCUCGACCGAUCAGAGUCAAUCACUCAAAAGCUGUGAGUUCUCAGCCGUCCAAUCAAACUCAAGGCUAGAGCUAUUAGUCCCGCCCCCACUCAAGAGCAGGAAAAAGCACAAACCUAAAAUGGAGCCUUCCAUCAUCUAUGCUCCAGUCCUCCCUAGUGUAGCUAUUGGCAACCAUGGGCUUGAACCUGACUCUGAGUGCGUCCCUCCCACAGACAACACUCAAGCAAAUCUGAGAUCAGAUCUAAAGCAGAUCUCUGUGUCGCAUACCAGUUCUGACCUGUCCCUGAGUCAUUCCCCCUCCAUGCACUCCCCUUACUCUCCCUCCACAGUGCACAUCAAUAGACAGCCCCUCCCAGUCACACACGGCUCUUACCUCUGCUGCAGCCCUGUGGCACAGGUCUACGACCCAUACCCAACCCGUAUUAGACCCACAAAGCGUAGACAAUGCCGGAGAAAGGACCUAAGGGGCCUAAAGCUCACCGUAAAAGGAGUCUCCCCUCUCUCCAUGCGACACAAGAGGCAGUCACGGCGCUGGUGUAACAUCCAGUUCUGGUGCCAGGCGUGGCGGAAGUGGGGGCACAGGAAGUGGCGGAGAGCCAGGUGUCUCCUCUGGGUCUCCAUGAUCAGAGCUAAAAGACUGGAGAAAACCAGGAGGCUCCUCCUGUCUAUUGCGAACACACAGACGUCAAAUAAAUACACUGGGGAAUUGGAGGGAAGCCAGAAAUGGAAGAAGGUAGGAGAGGGAAGAGAAGUGGUCACUACUGCCAUUGGAUGUGAUGGUCAAGGCCUGGACAGUGCAGAGGACAGCCAGGCAAAGGGGUGCUCGGACCAGAAGGUGUGUCUGUCUGUGGGCACAUCAGUUCUGUGUGGCAACCCUGUCGAGGAGGAGGACCAGGGCAUAGUCAGAGCUGGGGAUGCGACCACCGCCACUAAACAGGCCACGUUGGCGACAAAGCGAGCCUUGCCAUAUCCACCUCAGAGCCAGCGGGCGUCCACAGAAGUCAGCUGGGAAGCAACAACGAAGCUCAUCCAUGAGUUUCUUGACUGCUUCUAUGUGAAGUACGGAAGUUUCAUCCCAUUGAGCAAGAGCGAUGUACUGAGGCACCUCAACAAGAAGCUGAACACUGACCUUACUAAGGGGAAGUCUUUCAUCUCUGCAGUAGUAAUGAAGUACCAGGCUGUCCUAGCGCAUAGACUGAUGCCCGCUUUCCGGGUGGUCUACAACAAGCACGCUCUGACUCUGGAAGAUUUGUCUACGCUGGACCAUCAGAACUGGCUCAAUGACCAGGUCAUGAAUAUGUAUGGAGAAUUAAUCAUGGAGUCUGCACAACACAAGGUCCAUUUCUUUAACAGCUUCUUCCACCGACAGCUCAUGACCAAAGGAUAUGAAGGGGUGAAGAGGUGGACCAAGAAGGUGGAUCUCUUCUCCAAGGCUCUGCUGCUGGUGCCCAUCCACCUGGAGAUCCACUGGUGCCUGGUGACGGUCGACACCGCCAGCAAGAGGAUCCACCUCUACGACUCCCAGGGCAUCGUGUUCAAGGAAGCUGCCGAGAAUGUGUUAAGGUACAUAAAGACGGAAGCGAGGGAGAGGAUGCAAACUGCAUUUCAAAGUGGCUGGAAGAUGUAUAUCAACGAGCGAAUACCACAACAGACAAAUGAAAACGACUGUGGAGUUUUUGUGUUAGAGUACUGCAGGUGCCUUGCUUUGGGGAAACCACUGCAAUUCUCCCAAGGGGACAUGCCGACGGUGCGUAAGAGAAUCUACAGAGAGCUCUGUGAAUGCAAGCUCCAGGAAUUACAAAAUUGACCUUUCACCUUUUCCUUUACACUCCUCCUCCGAAACCAUCCUCACGCACCUCACCGGGGUCAUAGUCAUUAGAGUACACUU
Molecule: messenger RNA, 2973 nt
Organism: Coregonus clupeaformis (lake whitefish)
Lineage: Eukaryota; Metazoa; Chordata; Actinopteri; Salmoniformes; Salmonidae
Product: sentrin-specific protease 5
Exons: 10
Coding region: 952-2892 (646 amino acids)
Biological process (GO): protein desumoylation
Cellular component (GO): nucleus
Molecular function (GO): deSUMOylase activity
Source: RefSeq, a predicted model, not a curated record